Molecule: messenger RNA, 551 nt
Organism: Geodia barretti
Lineage: Eukaryota; Metazoa; Porifera; Demospongiae; Tetractinellida; Geodiidae
Source: the annotation of a GenBank genome assembly
AUGAAUGAGAUGGUGUCCGUAGCGCAGAUCAGCUACGGAGGUGGUGAAGUGUAUGAUGGAGAGUGGGAUGGAGAGGGUCGCAGACACGGUAGGGGCCGCCUCGUCUUCUCUGACGGCUCCAAGUAUAAGGGCCAGUUCAAAGCUGGUUUCUUUCACGGACUAGGGCGACUGGAGCUGGCUGGAGGGGCGAGGUAUGAGGGAGAGUUCCAACUGGGAAAGUUCCAAGGUCACGGAGUUUACUACUCCAUUGGGGGAAAGUAUGAGGGGCAGUUUGUUGAUGGACAGGCAAAGGGAAAGGGUCUGGUCACCCUCCCAGAUGGGUCCCAUGGCAACCCACGUCAGGAGGGUAUAUUUCAGGGAGAGAGGUGUACAGAGAGGCGGGAUGUGAAGGAAGACAUUCGUAGAGCAGUGCAGGCCGCUGCUCAGGCGCGUUCUCUGAUUGAGCAAUACAAUCUCUGACCAUUUUUACCGUGGUGUGUGUGUUGUGUCGUCAUGUUGAUUCAUUGAAAGGGAAAUGUCCAGGAUUUCUCUCUUGGCUUUUCUGUAUGGCC